Chelmon rostratus (copperband butterflyfish) is the source of this 2371-nucleotide messenger RNA. It is a transcript of the gene tmem169b, whose product is annotated as transmembrane protein 169b. Lineage: Eukaryota; Metazoa; Chordata; Actinopteri; Chaetodontiformes; Chaetodontidae. The coding region runs from base 239 to 1147 and encodes 302 amino acids. The record is from RefSeq and is a predicted model, not a curated record. The transcript is spliced from 3 exons.
CUUGCGUAGCGCAUCUGUAUCGGCAAAAAACACAACGCUGUGAUGUGCGGGCCCAGCCAAAUUCAGUGAUUUAUCCUCACAAGGUACAAUUUAUCUACCUGGUGCUCGUGCAGCCUCUUCAAGAUUUAAAACACUAAACACAGUGGGUGGACAUGGUUCGUGCUGCUCAGGACUUCACUAUUAGUCUCCAUUUAUAACCCAUCAAAACAUCAAAGAGUUCUGUGGAUCAGCUGAGAGCAUGGCACAGGUUGAGGAGCAACAAACUGAAGGAGAGGGCAGUCCCCAGAUGAUCUCCUUAAGAUCAGACAUAUCAGGGAACCAUGUGGACGAUGGAGAAGUGGGGCCCUCCAUACGGAGGAAGAGGAGGAAGAAGAAAGACCCACGUCCAGAGUCCAUUAUUGUCUACCGAUCUGAAAUGGACAGGGUUCCUGGAGAGGACCAAGGCGGUGAGGAGGGAGCAGAGAGGAGCACAGAGGAGGGAGCCAAAUUCCUCUGCACACCUACAGGCGAAGGAGGAGGUUGGAGCCUUCCUCCAGACAGCCGCUACGUGACCCUGACUGGCACCAUCACCCGAGGAAAAAAGAAGGGUCAGGUGGUGGACAUUCAUCUCACUUUGACAGAGAAGGAACUCAGGGAUCUGGCCAAGUCAAGGGAACGUCUUGACGCAGAGUGCGAGGCAAGGGAAGGCUCUAAACGCACCUGCAGCUUAGGUGUGUGCCAGGGGCCACAUGUCGUCCUGUGGAGCGUCUCCUGUGCCCCUGUGGUUUUCCUGCUCUCCUUCAUCACCUCCUUCUACUAUGGCACUCUCACCUGGUACAACGUCUUCCUGGUGUACAAUGAGGAGCGGACGUUUUGGCACAAGAUUACAAUAUGCCCCUUCCUUAUCAUCUUCUACCCCAUGCUCAUCAUGCCCAUGGCACUGUCUCUGGCUCUGUACUCGGCUGUGGUGCAGGUGUCCUGGGCCUUCAGCGAGUGGUGGCAGGUUGUGAGAGACCUGGAGAAAGGCUUCUGUGGCUGGGCCUGUGGGAAGCUGGGGCUGGAGGACUGCUCACCCUAUAGCAUCGUAGAGCUGCUUGACUCUGAUACUGUUUCUGGCACUCUGCAGAGCAAGGCCCCCAGUGAACUCGCCCAGACAUCAUCAGUGUGAAGUGGGGUGUGCCAGAGAGUGCAAGUCAGUCACAAGAAAGUAUAUGAAAGCUAGUUCACAAUUCUUUUCUGUUCAUGACAAUUUAUUAAACACUGCCCGGAUUGUGCUGAAAUGCUCAACUACUGUUUCAAAUUUUGUAAAGCAUUAUUGGAUCUCUAUGAAUGAUUUCCCUGAGCAUGUUAGUCAUUUUUUACUUUUAGGUUCUAAGAGAUAUUCUCAAAUCACUGAAUCCUACUCAAAGACCUUUUGAUACAUGUAGGUCUCUGUGCCUCCUGUAGUAAAGUUUAGAUAAACUGGUUGUGGACACUGUCUCACUUCAACUGUAAAUAUCUGUAAUUAAAAUGUAUGUGAUCACUGUGCUGUGCACUGACAUCAGAAACAGUGUUCAUUUCAAAGGCAAUGCUGUCCUGUCUGUGGCAAGACAUGUGACGCUAUAUUUGAAGUAAGACUGGAUAGUGGAUACAGAGUGUAACAUAGAUUUUAUAUUGUGUAACGGUGUCAAGUGUUCACAUUUGUGUCAAGAGUUGCAUUACUGAGAGGAGGUCUUACAUUGAAACAAUCCACAGGAUAUGAGCACAGUACUGACAAAUAUGUAUCACCUUAAGAAUGGCAAUGUCUGGUGAAGGAGUUCUGAGGGCUAAUGAGGGAACAUGUCUCCAGUGCAGCAGUGCGGCUCAUUGAUGUUAAAAGUUUGUGCUAAUUUUUGCCCCAGGGCCCCUACGCAGGUUAAACCAGCCAUGAUUUACAGCCAUAAUCAGCACAAGCUGACAGAUCAGACAUGCCUUUGGUGAAUUUGUUUUUUCCAGUCAUUUUUUUAUAUGAUUAAGGCACCACCAACACAGAUGUUUGUGACCUUAAACUGCUUGUGUUGUCUUCACAGUUGUGGUCCAUACAAGAGUAAAAUGAAGUCUUCUGUAAUUCUUCACCUAAGAAUACCUGCUAAAUGUCCAUACAGUCAUUUUUUUUUUGUUGUUGAAUUAAUUUAUUUUGAAUAUUUAAGUCUAGUACACUUCCUGAAAAUGUAGUUGCUAGGUGUUUUAUACUCUGGCACUUUGAGGUAAACGUGUUGCAAACAGACUGACUGAAAAGAAGAGUGGAUGGGGUUUAAGUGAUCAUAUGGUUUACAUAUGUGGUGAUUGAGGUGUUUAUGAAUAGACCUGGCUGGGUGAAGUAAUUCAAUUUUCAUUUCAUACAGGUAAGGUGCAGCAUUAAUGAACUGGGACU